Messenger RNA from Penicillium brevicompactum, 1563 nucleotides. Its product is annotated as sensor histidine kinase. Gene Ontology annotation, biological process: signal transduction; protein autophosphorylation. Gene Ontology annotation, molecular function: histidine phosphotransfer kinase activity; phosphorelay sensor kinase activity. NCBI's taxonomy places the organism in Eukaryota, Fungi, Ascomycota, Eurotiomycetes, Eurotiales, Aspergillaceae. The transcript has 3 exons. The record is from RefSeq and is a predicted model, not a curated record. The coding region runs from base 1 to 1563 and encodes 520 amino acids.
AUGACAUUGUUGCAGAUUGCACCUGAUGCUAGAAGUAUUAUUUUCUCGCCCCUAUGGGACUUACAUAAAGAGAGGUGGCACGCGUGCUGUUUAUUAUGGAUAAGAGUUCCGUAUCGCGGUUUCAUUUCCAGCGACGAACUUUCCUUUUUAUUCGCAUUUGGAAACAGUGUUAUGGCGGAAGUCAACCGGCUAGCUGCUCUUCUGUCCGAAUACGCGAAGGCAGAUCUAUUAGCGGAAAUCAGCCACGAACUUCGGUCUCCUCUUCAUGGAAUCUUUGGUGUCGUCGACCUAUUGGUUGAUACUUCUAUGGAUCUUCUUGAAUAUGCUAGUAUCAAUGAUAUUCGGUCGAACUCUUUAAAGGACACAAGUUAUCUAGGAGUCACAGCCGAGCAAGAUAUAGGGCCAGGAAAGAUCGAUGAGAAUUUCAUCAUUCAACUUGAUGCUGCUAUGGAGGAAUCGAUCGAAUCUGUUUUUACAGGCUAUUCUUUCUUAAAAAGCGACAAAUUGCUCAAGGGUAGUUCCGACCAUACAAAUUCUGAUAACAAGCGGAACAAAGUUUUGGUAGUUCUUGAUAUUGACCACACUCAACACUUCAAGUUUGCUACUCGACCCGGUGUGUGGCACGUGAUUUUGACGAAUAUAUUUAGGAAUGCCUUGAAGUUGACCAAAGAGGGCUACAUUUUUAUUUCGCUGAAAGCAGCCCCAGUCCCCGUGGGGCCCAAUCACGAUGGCAAUCUCGCCCAGUCGAAAGUCACUCUAUCUAUUGUUGAUACUGGGUGCGGCAUGGAGGGUGAUUUUGAGGAUACCCUGUCAUCCGGUAAUGGCAUCGGGCUUAACAUCACCAGUCGGCUAGUAUUGUCACUUGGUGGCAAUAUACAAGUUAAGUCCGAGAAAGAUGUCGGAACUGAGGUCGUCAUAACAAUGGUUCUGGGUUAUAUCCCCAAGUCAGGGUCGAGCGACUGCCUUAUCGAUGACCUUUUCCCUAUUGAGGAACACGGCCUGAUGUCAGGGAAAACCAUUUCCAUUGUGGGACUAAGCUCUUCUCAUAAAGAUGUGUCACUUUAUCUCUCUCUGUACAAGCUAUGUCGAGAUUGGUUAGAGAUGGACACCCAUUUGUUUACGCUGUCAAACAAAGAGUUUGGCAAUACCGAUUUUUGUAUCGUGCCACAUACAUAUUUGCAGGGAACGAGUCUACCAGACAUAGUUUCAUCCUUUAAAGUAGCAAAACGGCGGUCGCCUCCGCCUGUCAUUGUCAUAUGUUCGUCCCUGAAAGUGGCGCAUUCGAUGUCCUUGGGCCACAGCCACUCAAAUGGGGCACAAAUUGUGGAGUUCAUUAGCCAGCCAUGUGGGCCUCGCAAGCUAGCAAAAACCUUGGAAACAUGUCUCCGACGACAGCAACAACAAUUCAAUCUAGGCAGUGACAAAAGGGAAAUCUCAAAUACUCGAACAACUACCGCUCUGCCGUUACCACCUAACGAGUUCGAGAGACACUCAUUCCUCCAACUACAGAAUCCAGAUAGCAACCAGCCAACAUCCAGCAAUGAAAAUUCGAACAAGCUAUAG